Messenger RNA from Lineus longissimus, 5668 nucleotides. RefSeq names its product rho GTPase-activating protein 18-like. Gene Ontology annotation, biological process: regulation of actin filament polymerization; regulation of small GTPase mediated signal transduction; signal transduction. Gene Ontology annotation, cellular component: cytoplasm. Lineage: Eukaryota; Metazoa; Nemertea; Pilidiophora; Heteronemertea; Lineidae. Gene Ontology annotation, molecular function: GTPase activator activity. The coding region runs from base 278 to 2338 and encodes 686 amino acids. The record is from RefSeq and is a predicted model, not a curated record. The transcript has 17 exons.
UGAGUCUGCGCAGUGAUUGGUCGGAUAACUUCCUGUGUAUUUUUUGUUUUCUUGUCCUGUCAAACGAAAUAAGUGUUUUUUUCAUCAAAAUACGUUCGUCUAACAUCAGGUGGUGUGUUCAUGGAGAUGAAGUAUAACAGUACCAAUGUCCAAAGAUUCUGCUGAACGAUGGUUUUAUGGAAUAGGAUAAUACUGUCACCCUGUGUCCUGUUUUGGUGGUAGCGAUCUACGUUAAGACGUGUGGUGCGCGAGAAAAGAAUACAUCCUUCAAAAGAGAAUGGCAGAUUCAACCUCGCCAACAGGCGAGAAACCUGCCGAGUUCGAAGAAUACUGGAACGAGGUUAAAGAUAUUGAGGAGAAUAAAGAGCCAGAUGAUUCGACAGAUGAGGAUACGAGUUUGAAGACGCCAGAUGAGGGUGAAAUAGAAACAAAAUGGCUGAACGACGCUGGCUAUGGCCACCUGGUGCAAACUUUAGAAACUGACGGCGACGAACCGGACGGAGACGUCGAUGAGUUGAUAAAUUUGGAAACCUCGUCCCUAACGAGAACCCAGGCAGCGGCGGUCAAACGGCGGGUGAACACGCUUCAUCAGACCAUGAAGAAGAAACGAAAGGACAUCAGGAAUGUUUUUGAUACACCAGUCACAGAGGAUGAUGCUGCCCCGACGACCCACAAACCGACGAGGGUUAACACGACAGGCGGCGGGAAGCAUGCGCGGCACCAGAGCGGGAAGAAAAGCGACGUCCAAAUAGGCAAGAACAAAGACCAUCAGUAUAAUCUCGGUGAUACCAUCGCUGACGAUGCCACUGCAGGUAUCGAAAUGAUCAGUAUUCAUUCGACGUCAAGUGGCCGUGUCAUGGCCAAGAACAACAAAGAGAGGCCUCCGCUCAACAUGCCGACUAUCUCUGACGCUGAUGUCACUUUCGACUUCAAAUCUGAAUCAGAAAAGCGUGCUGGAGGAACGUCACCAUCGGCACCGACUCAACCAAAGGAAAUACCCAGUGCCAACAAGGUUGACGAAACAGAUGACUUGCCAAAUUUUAUACUAGUGAAGGAUAAACUUGGAACUACUCAUAUCGGUGACUUAAGUGCCGAAGACCUUGAUAGGGUGCGCUCCCUAGCUCUCAUAGAGCUGACGGCACUCUUUGACAGCCACAGUAUUAUGUAUAGCUGCAGAAAGCCAAAGAAAAAAUUCAAAGAAACUGGCCAGUUUGGCGUCCCUUUGAAUUUCUUAAUGGAGAAUGACCGAAAACGUGACCCUAAGUGUAAAGUACCUAUACUCUUUGGCGAGAUAAUAGAAUACCUCGAUAAAAAUUGUCUGAAGGAGGAGGGCAUCUUACGAAUACCCGGAUCGGCCUCGAGGAUCAAAAAUGUUCGUCAACAAAUCGAGGAUAACUUUGCUAAUGGAGGUUUUUCAUGGGACGAUGUGCAUUCAAACGAUGUUGCUGCCCUACUUAAACAAUUCCUCAGGGAUCUACCGCACCCAUUGCUCACUUAUGAAUAUGUUGAGGCCUUUGCUGGUGUUGAACAAAUACCCGACAAAAAGCAACAGCUACAGGCUCUGAAUCUGUUAGUCGCAUUACUACCUGAACACAACAGGAACUCUUUAAAGUUAUUACUACGAUUCUUAAAACGCGUUGUGGACCACCACCACCUCAACAAAAUGACAAUUGCCAACUGUGCCAUGAUAAUUGCCCCGAAUCUAUUCUUAAUCAAUCAGGCCGUCAGUACCGCUCAAACGAAAAAGGUGAAUUUCGAAAUAUCGAUGGCGGCGGGAACGUCCAACAUCAUCAAAAUGAUGAUUAAGUAUCAAGACAUUUUAUGGACUAUUCCGUCGUUUUUGUUGCAACAAAUACGUCAUCAGUAUGAGUCAGAGCAGAUGAGGAAGUAUAAAGACAAAUCGCUCAUGAAACUUCUUAAAAAGGACAAGUCUGACGUUUACAAAAAGCCGUCUAUGGUUCACGAGUCAGCACCAUUGUUCACUCCAUGGGUGUACCCAAGUGAUUUCCAGGAGGGCUUGAUCAACGUCCAAGCACCGGGACUAAGCAAGGCUGCCACUGCGAUCCAGUUAGACGAGAACAUGACAGCCGGCGACAUUGUUGCCAAAUUCAAACCUCGAGGUUCAAAGUCUGGUGAAAGUGGUAAUGUUAGUCGGAGCCUCCCAUUUGGUUGUAUCAACCUAAAGGAUGUCUCCUUCGCUGAGGAGAAUGCCUAUCUUUUUGAGAUAGGUGGCAAUAUAGGGGAACGCUGCUUAGACCCAAACUCAAAUAUGUUGACAAUAUUCAAGACAAACCCCAACGCAGAGUGGGUCAUUCGAAAUGUUGAGCAACUACUGUAGCUUGGACAAUGAGAUGUCAGGAAUCUUCUAUACCAAGACCGAACAGGGAUCAUUCAAGCUGACGAUUACUCGAACCAAUUUGGAUCAGCCUGUGAGGAUUCCGUAAAAAUGUGACUCUGGCGAAACGUGUAGAUUAGGGCUUUUAUGCAAUUGUCAACAUUUUAUGAUACACAGACUACGGUUUGGCUCUCAGUUCAGCAGCUAUUGAGAGAGCAGUGUAUUUACCACCUUCCUGAGGCUAACCCAAUUACUGUCAUUGCCAAAUUUUCGCGGGUGAUUUAUUUUCCAGAAAAUAACCCAGAUUCGUGAAAAAGAUGAACAAAAUCUUUAAGUGGAAUUUUGAAAAAAUAGUGAAAAAAGUGAUUUUUUUCAGCAUUCUUUUUUUGCAGAGGCAUGACUUUUUUUUAAACAUUUUUUUGCAAAUCGUGAAAAUACAGAGGCAUGAAAUUAAUUUUUUUUCAGAUUUUUUGGCAAAUCAUGAAUUUUUUUGGCAAGUCAUCAAAAUUAAUUGGGUUUUGUUUCUCAUCCCUGUUGCCAAUAUACUUCUGAUGAUGGGCACCACGUGGCACUUCUUGGUGAUAACCAAUCAUACACAUGUUCAGAGAGCCACUAAGGGAAUGCGUGAAAAUUUGUUGUGAAUUUUAUUGCAUUUAAUUUAUGGACUAAAAGAUUGUAAAAAUGUGCUUUCUGUUGCAGUGGACUAACACGACAAGUGAAUAUGACAAACUUGCCAGCAUUUUGCUCUCUGUAUCACUGAUCUUUGACCCCAUGACCUUAGUUUGACCUUGGUGAGUCAAGGUCAAAUUGAAACGAGGUCAAGGUUGAGGUCACAUGAAAGGUGUAUUAUACUAUGUUGUUUGUUUUAAACCUAAAAUUGGUUUCCACCUUACUAAAAGGUAGAAUGCGACACAGUAUUAAAUUUUUGGUGUUGAAAUGUAUUAAUGUGCAUCUUGAUUCAAAUUAUUCCAGGAUUGUUGUAAAUUUCACCUUGGUUAUGAAAAGUUUGUAAAAAGGUGAAACGUGUUGAGUGGAGAAUGGCUGAAACUUCAUGCUGGGCCUUGGAGUUUUACUACAUACAACCUUAAAGUAUUACGAUACCACACUUCCCAACCUUUUUUGCUGGAAGAUUCCAUGAUGGAAUUCAAGGGGUUGUAGCUAGGUGUCCAUUGGGAGAGCUGUGAUUGGAGUAAACCAUUUUGUCACAUGGGGGUGCAAGGUCACUUUCAAGACAAACACCCAGGCUUUUUGAGUGUAUAAUGUAAUGAAGUGUGCUUUAUAUUUUGUCUGUAAUGUCUACUUUGAUGACAGCCUACCAUCCCUAAUGUAAAUGGAAUGUCUAUUUUCUCAAGUACUAACUUGGUAGAGUUAAAGGAGUCGUGGGAUGAUGACAUCGAUUGAAUCUUUAUUUUCCAUUUAUGAAUAUAUCUAUUUAUAUUUUAAAGAGAGUAUUUAUGUAUACACGUACUUAACAAGGUAUUAGGCCUAAUGUGAUGGCCUAUCAGUGAAGAAGCAGCAUCAUGUUAAUUGCUGUGUCUUCUUGAAUGAACCAGCCGAUAACCUGCACGUUUGCUGAUCGUAAGUUCACGGGUCUUUCUGUUGAUGGGUGAGUUUUUAAAUCUGCCACAAUACGGUGAAUAAGCUUGGCUAUAGCUCGAAGGGGGGGGGGGUUAUGAUGAAAGAAAGCCGAGAACAAAUGAUUUUGUUACAUUCCAUUUUAAAGGUUACAGUCGUUAAUAUCAGUUAAUGUCAGUUGCUUUGCACCUAUGUUGAUAGUUAAUGAUAAUCCCAUCCAUUUUGUAACUGGUGACCAUGGUUACCACACAACAAUCUGCUUAAUGGUGUUGUUUUUUAGAUGCCAUUUUAAAAUGGAUAAAUUCCCUCCUUAUUUGUUACCCUUCUCAGUAUUUGCUAAAUCAAUGAUGGCGUGAAAGGCUUAUGUGGAGAUGAGCCUUUACAGAAUGAAUUUUCUGUUGCAGCGGACUUGUGUUGCCUGUGUGCACUAUAUUUUGUAGAAGCUAGUGCCUUUUUUUCUACGAAAAUCUGCGUUAAAUGGCGUCGUUAAGUGCAUCAUCACUUCAGUCAAUUCUUUGUAGCCUUAUUUUCAACUAUCACAUUCCAAGCAUUUCAUAUUUCAAGUUAUUUUGCAAUAUUGAGUCUUUUGGCUCCCUCAGUCUCAGACGCAAGAUACAUUACUUUAUUAGCAUAGCUGUCCAUCGAAAAUGUUGUUGACAGUAUUCACAAAAUCGCGCUCUUGUAAAAACCAUUGAAAAGCUGGUGCCUGGCUUUAUAUGUAUAUCAAGAGAUACUGUGUCGACGUGAUUAAGCCAGCUGAGGUGUGCCUGUACAAAAAGCAUAUUAUACAUGUAAUAGGCCUUUAUGUAACAGACCCGCCUCAACCAGCUUAAUUAUGUCAAGACAGUACAUGUACAGGACUUUGUUGUAACAUCUAUGGAAAAUAUAUAAAAUCAAUGUCAUGUAAUUAAGUAAAUAUACAACACUGUAUUAAAAACCUAGACUAACAGAAACUGAAGGGAGAUUCUUAAAAGACUUUGUGAAAUCUGGACUGUUCAGUUCUGAAAUAGAUAGCAGAUUGACUGCAACUUCAGGGAGAAAUUAAUUUGAUAUUUGUGCUCAAGAAAAGUUGUUGAAAUGACCAAUGAAGACCCUGACAAGAAGAUUUAAGGGUGAUCUAGUGAUUUCUAUUUGGACACUGUUGAAUACGAUUUGAUCACAUAUUCCAUUUUGGCAAAUCGAAACACGAGCAGUGACAUCUUUUGACGUCAUAUUUUCUUUGCCCCAUCCAGUGCUGCUCUCUAUUUUGUUGAUAUUUCUGUUUGUUUCAUGCAAGUAUCAAUUCGUUUCUUGUACCCCCCUCCUCAAGGGUAGUUAAGCUAUCACCACUAAUCUUUGCCGAUGCUUGAGUAGUAUUUAUUUUUCCUUCAGUGAAAAUUUGGCGAAGCUGGAAAGAAUAAGGAUGCUAAUGUGUCGAUGUCUUGUCGAACAUACAGCCUUACGCAGUAAAAUUAGAUCGGUUAUGACGGUGAUAACUGAUAUAUUGUUGAUGGUGAUGUCUUGACGAAAGAAAAAGUAGCAUUGGUGAAAAAAGGGUGAUGCUUGAGCCUUAAGAUGUCGUUAUAGGGUGAUAAGGUGUCGUACCCUUGAGGAGGGGGGGUACAAGACACGAAUUGAUACUUGCAUCAAGGUUUUUGUUGCAAGAUUCACCAAUGGUUACAAUGUUACGAUAAUAGGGCUAUUAGACAAACACCGUAAUGUAAUAAUGUCAGUGAUUGUCAGAAAGCUACAAUAUGAAAUAAAAUCAAGUAAAAACGA